This is a messenger RNA of Pseudopipra pipra, 3338 nucleotides long. RefSeq names its product claudin 18 (gene CLDN18). The transcript has 5 exons. The record is from RefSeq and is a predicted model, not a curated record. Gene Ontology annotation, biological process: cell adhesion; bicellular tight junction assembly. Gene Ontology annotation, molecular function: structural molecule activity. Bases 740 to 1510 code for a protein of 256 amino acids. Gene Ontology annotation, cellular component: bicellular tight junction; plasma membrane. Lineage: Eukaryota; Metazoa; Chordata; Aves; Passeriformes; Pipridae.
AACAAAUCAUGGAAUCAGCCAGGCUGGAAAAGCCCUCUGAGACCAUCGAGUCUGAACCAGCACUGCCAAGGCCACCACUAACCCACAUCCCCAAGUGCCACAUCCACAGGGCUUUUAAAUUCCUCCGGGAAUGGGGACUCCACCACUGCCUUGGGCAGCUGUGCCAGGGCUGGUUCAAUCCCUGGAUGAGCCAUUCACUUAAGAGUUGGACUUUGAUGAUCCUUGUGGGUCCCUUCCAACUCAGAAAGUUCUGGGAUUCAGUAAACCCUUUCCAUGAAGAAUUUUUCCCUAAUAUCCACCCUAAACCUCUCCCCUUGGCUCAAAAGCAUCAUCCUUGCCAGGGAAGGAUUAGGCUCUCCAUAAUUUUUAUCCGUUUCAUCCAUUUUAGGCACCUCUGUGCUUGUUCUCCCGGAGCUCAGAGUCGCUCCUGUGGGAUCUCUCCGCUGGCUGUUCCAGAGGGAUCUGCUGGUCCCCGUGGGACCUGUGCUGGCUGCACCUCUGCCUGGAGGGAGAAGGUAAACAGAGAGUGAGGUGUUCACGGAACAAACGGCUCUCGGUACCGGGCGAGGGAAAAUUAUCUCACCAGAAACAGAUAAAGGGAAGGGGAGGUUCGUGUGGUGCCAACCAGGCCUCUCCUGACUCCAUCCGUGACGUAGGCGCUGCCUCCAGCUAAAAGUGCCCCGUGCCCUGGCUGCCUGCCCCACACCCGGCUCGGGGAGGCUCCUGCUCGCCUGGCACCAUGUCCGUCACCAUCUGCCAGUCCAUGGGCUUCGUGGUGUCUGCCCUGGGCAUCGGGGGCAUCAUCGCAUCCACCUGCAUGGACCAGUGGAGCACCCAGGACCUGUACAACAACCCGGUGACCGCCGUGUUCAACUACCAGGGCCUGUGGCGCACGUGCGUGCGGGAGAGCUCCGGAUUCACGGAAUGCCGAGGGUACUUCACCAUCCUGGGGCUGCCAGCCAUGUUCCAGGCCGUGAGGGCACUCAUGAUCGUGGGCAUCGUCCUGGGCAUCCUCGGCCUCCUCGUCUGCAUCUUUGCCCUCAAGUGCAUCCGCAUCGGGACCAUGGAGGACUCUGCAAAAGCCAACAUGACUCUGACCUCUGGCAUCAUGUUCAUUGUUGCUGGCCUGUGUGCCAUCACCGGCGUGUCCGUGUUUGCCAACAUGCUGGUCACAAACUUCUGGAUGUCCACCACCAACAUGUACCAGGGGAUGCAGAACGUCCAGAACAGGUACACCUUCGGCUCAGCCCUCUUCGUGGGGUGGGUGGCCGGCAGCCUGGCCCUCGUGGGGGGCAUCAUGAUGUGCCUGGCUUGCAGAGGGCUCAUUCCAGAGGAAUCCCGGUACAAAGCCGUGUCCUACAACGCGUCAGGACCGAACAUCUCCUACAGAACGGGGCCCUACAAGGGCUAUGAGCCCGACCCAAAGACCAGGAAGGGCCCAGGGUAUGAAGAAGCUCCUCGGAGUGAGGAGGGAAGACGCUCCUACCCUUCCAAACACGACUAUGUCUAGCAGACCCUCUGGGCUCAGCUUGUGCUCUCUCGUGUAUUUGUAACUUCAGAAGCAAAAAGUGCAGCAACCAAAGCAGUCUGUGAACAGGAUUGUGUUUUCUGUCGUGUUUUCUACUCUGAGGUUGCAUCCUGGACAUCAGUUUUAUUGGACUGCCUGCCACGAGGAGGUCUGUAACAAAACACUGCCUUCUGGUGCUCUCAGAGUAGAACAUUUUGCUCCUGUUUUAUGUAUAAACUGAUAUCCAGGAGCGGUGCCUUGUGCCCUUUCCCAGUUAUUCCAAUAGUGAAAAUUCCCCUUUAAUAAUAGCUGUGUAUUUGAAGUAAAUUCAGCUGUGUCCCUUUGGAUGUGCCCAAUGCAAACAGACCCCACAGUCAUGGAAUUCUCCUCCCUGGUGACUGUUCCUGCUCAGUCACACCUUUGCUUUGCUGGUUGUACUGAUCUGCUGGGAGAUUUAAUCUGAUUUAUGUUCCUUAGACAUUUGCUGUAACCCGUGAUACCAAAGUGUAUUUAUUUCUUCUGAUCUCUCCAGGGAAUAUGAAUAAUCCAUUGUUAUUCCUACAACAGAUCUUUGCUGUAACAGCUCCAAACCUCUGUGUGUGACCAGUGUUCCUGCAGAUGUCAUCUUUAAUGAGGCCAGGAGAGUUUCUCAUUUAGAAUUAAUUACAGUUACAUUUGGAGCAGAAAUCCCAGGGAGCAUUAGAUAUUUAACUCCACACCGACACCAGGACUUGCUUGUGUUAAUUCUUCCCCCAGUGAUGUGAAGAUUAACUCCUUGGUGGGAUGUUGCCUCCUCCAGCCAAGCCAUCAGAGAGGGAGUUGAUUUUUGAAGGGGUCAGAGGAAGGGAUGUGAGAGCUGAGGUGGGAGGGCAGAGCUCUGUGCUGUCACCUGGCUCCAGAGCACAUCCUGACAAAGCUCUGCCCAGUGCCCGUGAGCAGAGCAAAGGCAUGAGUUGGAGAGAGAAAAGGGCUCCAAACCCUCCCAAGUGGCCACUUUGGUGGGCACCUGCAGGAGGUUUUGGCACCACUUGUCAUGGUUGGUUAUCGGUUCUCUGCAGGAGUUCACUGGCACAAUGGUUUUGGUGAAAUGCUGGUGUUGGUUUGAUGUUCUGGAGGGUUCAGAGUGGAGCUGAACGUCCCUCCAGAGCUGGGCCUUUGGCGGGUGAAGCUGCCACCAGGCUGGUGGCAUCUCUGGUGGCUGGCAGGGAUAGAGGGGGCAGGCUGUGCUCCCAGUGGGCACAGUCUGGGUCCACCACCUCCAUGUCCAUCCCUGCUCCAGGACCAUCCCCUGUCCCCAACCCCCAGGUCCCCACAGCCACCAGCCCAGAGGCAAAUCCCAGCAAGGUUCAGGAGGGGGGAAGCUGCUGCCCCUGGGGAAGGUCAGCAGGAGGAGGAGGGAACACCUGGGAGCUCAUGGCUGGAGAGAGGUGGGAAGAGCUUCCAUCCAGCUCUUGGAUGAAGAGCUCUUGGUCCCUCUCAGGCUGGACAUUGGCCCCUCCUGCCACCUGGGAUAAAUCCCUGCUGGAUAUCAGGGCUCACCCUCCCUUUCCUACUACUGAUGGGCUUGUUUGAAGGAUCUGUUUUUAAAGGAGAACAAUUCAGUUUUUUGCAGAGGUAAAUCCUGUUCUAUCUUAAAAACCUUGACACUCUUUUCCAUGGUUUUAUCUCCACUCUCAGUAUAAACUUAGAUUUUUCUGCUUUUUUUUAUUUUUUUGCAUGCUGGAUUUAUUUUUUGGCUUGUUUGUUUUGUUGGUCGUUGUUUGUUUUUUUUUUUUUACGUGAAUAUUAAAAAAGAAAAAUCUUAAAGACCAAAAUCACUGUUUCCAGCUGU